Molecule: messenger RNA, 4194 nt
Organism: Mesorhabditis belari
Lineage: Eukaryota; Metazoa; Nematoda; Chromadorea; Rhabditida; Rhabditidae
Source: the annotation of a GenBank genome assembly
AUGUCUUUGAGACGGCCAUCAAGAUAUCGAGGAGGACAAAAAGUGAAUGAUGCAAAUAUUGAGAUCAAUGCUCUUUUAGAAACACAACCAUUUGAUGAUAAACCUUCUUCAACUGGAGAAGUUCAAUUUGAUGAAGAUGGACUUACCGUUGUUCAUAGAGCAAUUGAAAAUGGGAACUAUAACUUGCUGAUCUUGUCAUUAUUUAAAGCUAAAACAAUCGAGGAACGAAAAAAGCUUGUGAAUGCAAAGACACAAAAACAUUUGAAUGCCGAUCGACCGAAAGGACUCACUCCAUUUCAUAUGGCAGCUUAUGCAAGAGGAAAGAAUCAUUCAAUGGAGGAGACUCUAUAUAAAAUGUUGAUUGAACUACAAAAACAUAAAGGGAAAAUCGAUGAACUGAAUAGUAGUGGUUUAUCUCCUUUACACUAUGCCGCUUAUCGAAAUUCUGUACUUGCUGUUCGAGUGUUGACUCGAUGUGGAUGUGAUUUGAAUGCUGUGAACCAAGAAGGACGAACACCGCUGAUGAUUGCUUGUAUAAGGAAAGCAAAAGAAGUGAUUACCUUACUCUUGAAUAAACGAGAGACUCUCGAUUUUGAGCGAAAAGAUCGUUUCGGGAACACUUUUCUUCAUUUAAUGGCUCAAUAUUGUGAUGAAGAUCUGAUCAACACUUUUCUUGAUAUUGAUGAAAUAUUGAGAAUUGAUGAUGGGAGAUUUUUUGAAAGAAUCAAUCGCGUUCAAAAAUUGAUCAAUUUGCCGAGUCAAGAACGAAGAAUGACACCAUUAAGGAUUGUGGUGGAAAGAGGAUUUUUGACUGCAUUGCAGAGAAUGCGAUUUCUUCUUCGAUGGGUGCCGGCUGAACCAGAGAAAGUUGAAAGGAGUCAACAAAAGAAAAAUAAGGAAGAGGAAAGGGAAAGGAUUGAAAAGGCGAAGAAUGAGACAAUUAAAAAUAAUACUGACAUUCUUCACAUUGCUGCCUCAAUCGGGAAUGGUUCAACAAAUCUGUUGAUUGUACAAGAGUUGAUCAAGAGAAUCAUAAUGUCGUCCGGUCCAUUGGCCUUUGGGAUCUUCCUCGAUUUGCUUUUCAACAAAGAUAUCUCAAAAGCUCGAUACAAUGUGGUGGAAUUGCAGAGGUUAAUUGUUUGGAUAAAAGAAUCGGAUGAUCUCGAAUUUGAAAUGUUGCAGUCGUAUCAGUAUCGGAGUGAUCAGGAAAACCAAAAUCUAUCAAAUGCUGCUUAUGAAUGUCCAAUUGAAGAACUCGAAGAGCUACAGAAUGGCAAAGAUGAAAAAAGUUUGGCGAAGUCAAUCAUUGCACCUCAACCAUUGUCUGUCUGGAGACUUUCUGAUCAAAACGAAAGGAUUAGCGACGAAAGCCUGUUGAGGAUCCCGGGAGUACUUUUGGAUCCUGAAGAAAUUGUGGUAGAAAAGGAUAAACGGGCUUCGAGUAUCAUUGAACUACAGGAACAUUCGUUCAGUCCAAUAUGGCGCACAUCUGAUCAGGGAGAUGGACGACGAUUUUUCUCUUCAACUUUAUCUCAGCAAACAACAAUUGACUCGGGAAUGAUCGAAGAACCAGAAGAUAUCAUCGAGAUUAUGGAUUCUAAAGAACGAUCAAAAUCAAUCGACAAGCGAGAUAUCAAUGGAAUGACUCCUUUAUUGCAUACAGCUUUUACUGGAGCCUGGGAAGCGGCUCAAGCGUUAAUCAAACGUUCCACAGCAUUAAAACCAUCCGAAUUGUUCUUUGAUGAAAAUAAUGCAGGAGAGAAUAUGAUUAUUGUUGCAGCGGGGAAUAAUCACCCAGAGUAUCUUGAUAAACUUUUUGAAGAGCUUUCAAAGAGGCAACUGCUAGAUAAAAGAUUUUGGAGCAGGUCAGCCUCAAGUCAAACAACUCCAUUGCAUUGUGUGGCUGAGAAUGGGUCAUUGAAGGGGACUAUGAAACUGAUCGAAGAGCACGCUCGAAUCGAUUCCCUAAACAGUCACAAUCAAACGCUACUCCAUGUUGCGGCUAAAGCUGGCCAUUUACCUGUCGUGGAGUACAUUCUCCGUCUUCCCGACAUCGUCUCAAUAAUUAAUUAUAAAGAUUACCGCUGGAACACUCCCCUUCACUUGGCAGCUCAAUUCGGUUUUGAGGAGAUCAUUCAAGCUUUAUUGAGAAAGGGUGCUGAUCCGAAAAUUCGAAAUUUCUAUCGAAAAACUGCGUUUGAUGUGGCUGUUGUGAAAGGACAUCUGGAAUGCGUGAAAAUCUUAUUGAAAUAUUUCAAAAUUGAUGGAGAAAAUGACAGAAUCAAAGCACCCAUUCAUUAUGCUGCAAAGCAUGGUCAUGAUAAUGUUGUUCAAUAUUUGUUAAGACAUGGGGCACAAAUUGAUAUUCUUGUCAAUAUGGAAAGUGGUGAAUCGGACGAAACUGCAUUAACAAUUGCGCUUGAUUUUGGCCGACGAAACGUCGCAAAGAAACUUUUAACAAAAACAAAUGAAUUGGAUCCACUGAAAAGUAGAAGCUGGGAAAGUCUGUUGUUCCACAAAAAGAAGAGAACGGAAAAGGAUCAGGAUCCCUAUGAUACACCAAUGAGGAGACUCAUCAAAGAUUUCCCCGAUUUGGCUGAAUUGGUGAUGGAUCAAUGUAUUUGUGAAAGCGAUGGAAUAAUCACGUAUAAUUUUGAGUUCAUCGAUGAUCCGUUUUUGAUGCAAUUGAAAGAUGAGAAUGGGAAUGAAACUGGCGAGUAUCGCGUAUUCGAUGAAAGAGGUCGACGAGCUAUAAUGGAGAACGGAGAUGUCCGUCGAGAAGCAACACUCUACAGUAAAAAUGGCUCACAAAUCUACAAAGAACAUCCAAUUAUGCUUAUGGCAAAAUCCGAUAAUCCUGAAACGAAAAAGUUAUUGGAGCAUCGAUUAGUGGUUAAAUUUAUUGAUUAUCGAUGGAGCAAUCUCGGGCGUUUUGUAUCGUUCUGGCUUUCUCUUCUGCCAUAUGCAAUAUUUUUGAUUCUCUACACGAUUAUUUUGCUGAAUAGAGUGAAAGUCGAAGAAUUAGAGGUGGACGAUAGUGUGAAUGCGACAAAUGAGUCAAUAAUCAACUUGACCACUUUCAUUGAUCACAAUCUUGCCACGAUUCCUUCAGAAACUCAGCGAAAUAUCAAUGAUUUGGAUUUGAUGUCAUCAAAUGGAACUGUUUGGUCAACAAAUUUGAUUUUAUCCGUAAUUGCUUUCGUUUUUUGGUGCUAUCUGCUAAUUAAAGAGAUCUUUCAAUGUUACAGUUUUGGCUCAAAAGCCUACUUCUCGAGUGGCGAGAAUAUAAUUGAAUUAACCGUUUAUGGACUUUCAUUAACGACAAUCAUUUUGAAAGCAAGAAUUGACAAUGACCCGAAAAACAACGAUUCGCAAGCAUUCUGGAUAUUUGCCUCAAUUGUCGUCGUGCUUUCGUGGCUUAAUUUGCUAAUGUUGAUCAGCAAAUGGAAAACCUUUGGAAUCUUCGUUCGAAUGGGACAAGGAAGAAUUCUCUCAUAUCGAGUCAUUUUAUGCUGGUUAUCCGUGUGCUCUUGUUUUUGCAAUAAUGAUGAGUCAGAAAUCGAUGAGGAAGAACAAAAUGAGAUUGAGACUGAAAAAGCGCAAAAUGAAAAACAAGCAAAAGUUGAGAUGAGUUUUAUCGAUGAGAGAUUUGCGCAAGAAAGUCUCGCCUCACUAAGUACAGAAAAGUUGCUGGCUUUGAAUCAACAAAGUAUUUAUGCAUUGCAAAAGGAAGUGAAAAAUUUGAAUACAAAGUUGAAGGAUCAAGAAGAGGAACAUCAUGUCAAGGAGUCAAAAUUGGUUGAAAAGCUGGAUCGAAUUAGUGAAAUGUUAGAGGAAAUGAAGAAUGGAAAAGAGUUUGGAUCGGAUAAAAUGCAAACGGGGAAUCAGAUGGAAACAAUGAAGACGUUGGAAACAAUGAACAAUGAAGACGUUAACAUUGAAGACGACGGAAAGGAUUCGAGUAGUACUGAAGCUGAAUGGAGUGAUGAAUUGAUGGAUCCACCAGCGGUGAAUUUUACUGAAACUGAAGAACAAGAAGAGUCGGACAAUGAAGCGUGUGCAAGUCUUGCCACAAUGCCACAAUUUCCACUGCCGAACAAUCACAAAAGAAAGCUUAGCACAACCCGUUGGGCUUUAUUAGAGUCUUCACCCAAUGAUCCGGCUGAUUGGAAAGCACAGAGAUUCUCUGAUACA